Molecule: messenger RNA, 549 nt
Organism: Ostertagia ostertagi
Lineage: Eukaryota; Metazoa; Nematoda; Chromadorea; Rhabditida; Trichostrongylidae
Source: the annotation of a GenBank genome assembly
UUAAGGUUCGGAUUUCUACGCCUUCCGUCAUUCUCCAUAGAGUUCUCAACAGGGACGUCCCCACUGAACCCAUUUCUAAGGCGACAGGCGCAACAUGAUGAUUCACAAUUGACUGGAAUGGCUCAUCAGGUUCAUGAGAUGUUUCCUCAGAUGCCUAUAGAAGCUAUAAUGGAAGAUUUACGCAUCAGUGGGUCAUCGCAGGCUACAAUUGAGAAUAUAUUGGAGGGUCGAAUCGGUUUUGUAGCUGGUAUCAUGGGUAGCGAUGAUGGAAUGCGUCCAUGGAGAAUAAAUGGUGAGCCAGGAGAAAAUGAAGACUUGUUGUUUGACGAUGACGAUGACAGUAGCGGUGAUGAUGUCGUGUCGUCGUCCGAUUCCGCCUUGACAGUUUCACCUCCUCAACCCUCUGCUUCGGCAGUGUCUAUGGUCAAUCAACAGAUGGAUAUGGACAUCACACCGUAUCAGGUAGCGAAGAGGGAGAUGAUAGCCAAACACAGAAGGAUGUACAUAGAGUCGGAAAAGGGACGCGAUCUUCGUGAGAAGGGUUUCUAG